Molecule: messenger RNA, 21730 nt
Organism: Lymnaea stagnalis (great pond snail)
Lineage: Eukaryota; Metazoa; Mollusca; Gastropoda; Lymnaeidae
Source: the annotation of a GenBank genome assembly
AGCAUUCUUUUAUUCUUGCCCAAAAUGGAGGAUCUUUCGGUUGAAGUUGGUGGAAGCAACGGUGUUUAUUAUAAAGUACGUUGGUUUUCUACUAUGUUUAUCAAUAUUGUAUUGGAUUUAUUAAAAUAAGAACUGUCAUGCAAUAUAAGAUUGCACUAAGAUGGUAAUAGUUUUACUGGAAUUCUAAAACCCGGCAUUUUUUUCUGGCACUCAACAAAAAAGUUUAGAACUUACAUUUUUCUUUCUCUUUUCUGUUAGGCAUAGUUUAGUAAGUUUGUAAUAUUUAACACGAAAAUUGGUAUAUUUAUAAAAUGCAAUGUUAUAUAGUUUAACAAUAACUCGUGUGCAAAUUUGUUUAAAUCAGUUAUUUAGAGUCCUGCCUAGGCCUAGUAAUAUUUGGCUUUGGACAUCUUUUUUGGCUUGAGAAUCAACACUUAUCACCUAUUAUGAAACUGAAUCUGAGUAUUGACUAGUCAGCCUUUGCUAGUCAGUACAUCAGUACUUGAAAGUUUUGUAUCUGUAGGCCUAUUUAAGACUGCUGAGGCCUCAACUUAAUCCUGACACUGACAGGUAGAAAAUGACUUGAACUAAUACGAAAAGUUUAAGCUUUGAAUUAGUCGACAAUUCAGUAUUAUUGCCCAGGAACAAUAUCAAUAACAAAAUUUGGUAUCGAUUUUGUCAAAACGGCGACCUCCCAUUUUAACUGGCUACAACGAUUGGUAGCAAACUACCUGUAGCUUCUAGUUUUAGGUGACUAUUGGUAGUUUUAGUGUCAAAAACUACUAAUUACUAAUUGGUAAUAGUAAUAGUAAUACUAGUAAUAGAUUGAUUUAUUGCAGUAUUGACUAAGUUCAAUAAGUAGGGUAAUGGAGGGCAUUAAGCACCAUGUUUUCAAGAACUUGUUGUUUUUCUCUUUGAAAUAAAUGAAUAUUAUUAAAUUCAAACUGAAAAUGUUUUUAAAUAACAGACCACACAUCUUUCUUAAAAGCUUUAAUGAGCAAAAUUUAAAGCCAUAUAGUGAAAAAAAGAUUAAAAAUUUAAAACUAAUUAUGACUUAAAUUUAACAAAAUGGGGGCAAAAUUAGCUCCAGCAUGUUUAAUGCAUAAUUUUCACAAAUUGGGCAAUUUUGACGGAUCCAUUCCAUGGCUUCAAUAUCAGAUUUUUCUGGGAUUUCAUUAUCAAAACUAUAUUUAAAAAUUUUUUAAACCUAUUUUUACUAAUUAAUAACUUUUGUUUUCAAUUUAAACUUUAUCUGUCAUAAUCUGUUUAAUGCUAUUUGAAGUAAAACAUGGAUUUUAUUAAUCUGAUCAAUAUUAUUUGGUUGUUUUAAUCAUCUUUUAACAGUUGAUGGUGUUAAGCCCCUGCUAUUUAAAAUAUUCAUUUUUAUAAACUAAUUAAAUAAAUAAAUAAUCUACAGAACCAUAUCUCUUUUACAAAUGCUUCCUAUUCAAAAUAUUAGAAGGAACUUUAGUAUUAAAGUGAAUUUUAGAGCAUUUUAUAAACAAUCUUUAAAUCAUUCAUCCAACUACCAUUUUACUUUGCAAAAAUGACCAGCUUCAUUUGCUCUACAAAUAUCAGUAUUUUAACUCAUUCAUUACAUACACAUACAGUUGAAAACUUUAAAAAAGUACUUGCUGAGUUUAGUUGUACUUGUUUUUGUAUGUAAACUAAAAAACUUUCACUGUAGAAAUAAAAUAAUGCCUUUCUCUCUUUCUGCAAUAAUAUCAAGCAAUUUAUUUUAUGAACUGAGCAAUUAAGGCUUAAUACCCCAUGGAGCCAAUUACCUCCCUUUACCCUAAGUGUUGACACUGUUGAUAGUCACUAUUUUUUAAAAUUACAUCACUGAAAUCACUCUUUCGUGAAAUUCUGUCAAUGGGAAGCGUUAUACGCAGUCGGCUGCGUAUAACCCUGAGAGUUAUACGCAGUCGACUGCGCAUAACCCUGAGGGUUAUUCACAGCCGACUGCGUAUAACUCUCAGGGUUAUACGCAGUCGGCUGGGAAUUUAGCCAAAUAAGGUUUAUUAUCGCUUGUUUGGCAAUUUAAAAAAAAGUAUUAUGCGUAAUGAGCUGCAAGAUGGGUUGUUUCGAACUGUAACUUUUUAUGUGUUUAACGUAAAAUUUUAAUUGAAUUAAUUUUAAUUAAUUUUGAAAUUGAUGAUAGCAAUAGUAUUAGUAUUAGUGCUAUUAUUAGUAUUAUUGCUUGUAUCUUGUAUAUUAUAAUUCUAAGUAUAAGUCAAAUUCUACAUUUCUUAGAGUCUAAGCCUAAGUCUUAGAUUUUUUUAAACGCAUUUCCAUGGUCUAAGUCUAGUUAUGUAUUUUGAUUGAUUAGGUUUUUAUAUGUUGCUAUACUAUGUCUAUGUGGUUGGUUUUACUGACUAAUUCAGGAAAUACAUUCUAUUUAUCUUUUUUUAAAUUUUAUCAUUUAUGAUUUUUUUUUUGAUGACCUAAAUGUAACAGUUUUCAGCUUCUAUGCAAAACUAUAACUGUGUGAAAGUAUUACUUACACUGCCCCCUCUACAGAACCCCUGCCCCUACAGCGAUUUUUUUCCUGCUACUCUCAACCCAUGAUUAUUUUUAUUACUGUACCAGUGAAACAUGAUUUUAUCUGCCACAAAAUUAGUUAACAAAACAAAAUAUAAGUUAACAACACAAAAAUAUAUUUGAUAAUUAUAAGUAUAACAGUAUUAACAUUACAUUGGUCAAGUUAAUAAUUCUUCUCAUGUUUUAACAUUUUUUAGCCAAAAAAAAAAAGUAAAACAAUAAGCCUAGUUGUUGCUUCUUUCUCGAGAAAAAGCAUAGCAACUAACGCGUAUUCAUGGCUUGCUAUUCAUGGCUUGCCGUUGGCUGGAAUUGAACUCAAGACCACCAACUUGAUGUUUGGUCAGUUUAGACCAUUCGACCACACAGUCACCAGAAAUCAAGGUACCCUUAUUGAUUGAUAGUGUAACACAGGAAGAAUAUAGACGUCACGUGACUUGCCGACUGCGUAUAACUCUCAGGGUUAUACGCAGUCGGCUGCGCAUAACCACUUCGUUCUGUCAAUUCCUACUUUUUGCGUCACCAAUACUGUACAAUACAAUGUGUUGGCAAAAAAAAAAAAAUGUGUGCCGACAUGUUUUAAACGGCUGUCUGGUUGUGGUGCACUUCAAAAUUUAUUUUUUGUGUCUAUAAUGUGUAAAUAAUACUCAGUAGGGCUAUCUCUCACCAGAAAAUCAUUAUGGGGGGGGGGGGGGGNGGGGGGGGGGGGGGGGGGCCAAGAAGACUAUGUAAUUAUACCGUUUCAUUUAACUUAAAUAACACAAUUUUUUUUCAAUAUGCACACUCUGUAUGCAGUAAAAUGAUUAUUAUGGUAAUUAUAAAAAUGUUAUUUAGACCUAUAUUUUAAUUAACAAUUUUAAUCAUAAUAAAUAGCACACACAAAAUUUUUACAAUAAAAAUUUCUCAGCCUAAGCUGGAGUUUAUUUUUCAGAUAUGCACAUAUUACUUUCGCAAAAAAGAAGCAGGGUAUAAUUUUUUUAGACUAUGAUCCCCCCCACCCCACCCGUAUCGUACAUCACACCUAUCCAUAUUAGAUCUAUGUUAUAAAUUAAAAUUUUUUUUAUGAAGUUUUUUUGAUGAAUUUGAUGGCAUUUCCAAAGUUUUGAAAUGAUCGAAAGAGCAAUUUUGAGCUAAAAAUCUUUCAGGAUUCAUUAUCGAGCUCAGGUGUUGUCACUAGUAACUAGUAAAAAUUGUAAUGAAUGAACAGGUCAAUAUUUCGCCAGCAUGAUUGAAAACAGGUUUUAAAGUUCCGAAAAAUAAAAAGUUACUAUUUUGGCUAUGUGUCAUGGCUACCAUUUUUGUUGAUGUAUUGUUUUUAAUUUUGGGAUUGGUUGCCAAGCACAUGGGAUGGAUAACAACUAACCUUUGACUUAGAUAUAACUAUUAAAAGUAUUAUGAUAUUUAUUUUAAAAUAAUAGCCUAAUUUAAGUGACCAAUAUAAUAAUAUUAAGUUAAAUUACAAUAAGAAUCAAGUUACCUUUGAUAUUGAAGUCAUAUAAUACAAAAUUAAUUUAAGCAAUUGGACUAGCUUUACGAAUUAUUAAUAAUAAGGCUAACACAUUCAUUUCCAAAGGCAAAGAAAAUUACUAAUACUAAUACAACACAUUAUCCCAAAGAGUCACACAAAUAUUUUUCAUUAUUUUCCACUUGUGAAUUAUAAUUAGUCACACAUCUUUCAAAUGAUUAUUAACAGCUUUAGUCUGAAAUUAUAUCCCUCUGUUGUAGCCUACUCAUUCAGUCUAAGUUGAAUUUUAUGGUUCAAAUGUCUACAAACAAUAUCAAUACUUGGCUUGAAAUCAAUGAACCAAAAAUAUGGAUUAAUGUAUGCGGCAUGUAGUUUUAAAUGUUCAUAUGGCACUCUUACUCCUUGAUCUCACCGGUGUGAGAGUCACUGAUUAUGUCAUUUUUUCCCCCUCUUUUAAAUACAAAUAAUUGCUUCAUUUUUUAAUUCAUAAGUUGCAACACCAUAACAAAUUUGAGCUAUGUACUUUUAAUAUUUAAUAAAUUAUGAUUACUCCACCUCAAAAAUGCACAGUUUAUUGAAUUUACAUAGGAAAAAAUAAGAUUUUAUGUAUAAAAUAAUUAUUUAAAUAAGAAAAGGCUAUUCUGAAGCAUAUUUUCUAUUUUCAAUCAUAUAUUCAUAUAUCACCCAUAUAUAUAUAUUUAUACAUGUAUAUAGUUAUUAACAAAUCCUGUAAAUACGAAAUUUUUAUAUUGAGAAAUAUGCCAGAUAAAUGAGUGAAAGUGAUGAGCUGAAAAGGGUGUCACAAAAUUUGGAGGAAAACUCAAUGGAUAAAAAAGUGUAUGACGUCAGCACUAAAAAAAAAACGAUAACUUUUAAACCACUUGAGCUAGAAAGUUGAGCUUGGUGUUUUGUAAACUAUUCAAUUGACUGUAUUCAAUUGUAUUGCAUUAAUAUUUUUUUUAGAAAUAUUUAGAAAAUUUCACAUAACUACCUACUUUUCUGUAGCCUCAGGACUAUUACAUAUUAUCUGUGAUGUCUCAGAAAUGAAAUGAGUUCAUAAGAGACUGCACUGAGGCGGUGGCAGUUAACUCAUCAUGUUACCCCACUGCAGACUUCCCCAUGGGCCUCCUAUGAGUCUGCCAGCAUUGGUGGCACCCUGACCCUGCUUCUCUAUUUAACUUUGAUAAUUGGUGUUUGAAACUGACUAGAAAAGCUCUUUCAAAUUUAUUAUAUUUUUGUUUGGUCUCACCCUUUUGAAUGGUUGACCCCCGACCCCCCCCCCCCCCCCCCCCCCCCCCCACCCCCUUUUGAAAUUGUUCCCCCCCCCCCCCCCCCCCCCCCCCCGACUGCAUUAUGAUCUGUGAAUUAAGCCAAACUUUUAGAUCUUGGACUUAAAAUUUAGCUUAGACUGGCUCAACUACAGUUUAUGUCUUUGUGAGAAAAUAUCAUUUGAGUGCAUUUAAUUAUGUUUAGAUUUGUGGAAAAUCUAAAUAGCAAAUUGAAUUAAAUAUAUAUGCAUAAAAUUCAUGGUAUAGGCGUGGGCCUAAAAUAUAUAAAACAUGAAUAUGCUUUUGUGAAUGUUCUUAUCAGUUAUGUUUCAUAAGUUAUAAAGGGGAGAACAUAAAGCAGUGAUACCACACUUUUUUAAAAUAGAACACUCCUUGAUAGAGUAAAACACCCUCUCCUCUUUAUACAGUGAUCUAAAUGGUUAUUCGGGAAAGACUACGACACAUACAAAACAAUUAUAAUAAGACUUUAAUAUUUAUUAUGAAAGGCUAACCUCAUUCCAUGGAUCCAUCCUCACUGAAUUCUUUAUGAGACAAGUUAUAAAAAUAUGGACCAAAUGUAGUUUAGCUUCCCUGACUUAACUGUCUUUUCAAAUGAUGUUCCAUAAAAUGGAGUAUGAAGAAGUUCCUGUUUGACAUUAUGCUGUGAAGGGAAUGGAAGCAGGGGUGGGUGCUGCUGGAGGUGAUCAUUGGUACACUUAAGUAUUUCUACUGUAAAAGGAGCUGGACUUUUAUUUGUGUUAUAGACUUAUGUAAACUAAUUCACUCUAACAUAGGAACCUCGGGGAAUUCACUUGAAAUUACCUUUCCCAUGCAUUUAAUUUUUGCCCACACUGGAAAACAUUUUGAUACUUUAAGGCAGGGUCUCCCAACCCUCAUGAAUUGUGGAUCCCUUUUUAAGGGAUACUAUUUUCUAUUGUUGAUGACUGAAGAUUAUCUCACUGGCUCACCCUGCCUCUAACAAUAAGUUGAAUUUUUUACAGCCUUUUCCUGUUUAACAUUUCCAUGUUGAAAAGUUUUCUUUGAUAAUUUUAAUAUUAUUACAAUAUUAAAAUUCAAUUUUCAACUAAACUCUGAUAAUCUAUAACAGGGGUCUCCAAACUACGGCCCGCCAUGUAGCUUUGUGAAGACCUUUUAGUCUACGAAAAAAAAAAAAAAAUAAUAAUAAAGAUUAUUUAAAAGUCACGCUUCAUCCCCAAAGGCUCGAAGCGCGGUACAUACCACAUUGAAUUACAAAGCUCAACAUUACAAAACUACAUACAAGAAUACCCAUUCUAAGUCUUUCAUACAUUGCAACCAUAAACAACACAGGCCAAUAUACAUCUAAAAGAUAAUAGCUAGAUAGACAACAUCACCCCAGCAGGUGUUUGGGAAAAAGAUAAGUCUUCAAAUCAGUUUUGAAAGACUCCAGUGUCUGGCUGUUUCUGAUAGCGAUAGAGUGUUCCAAAUUGUUGGGCCAGCAAAUUCGAAAGUGCGCUCCUCGUAAGUCUCAUGGCGAACACGUGGUAUCAAGAGUUUUUCGCCAUCAGAUGAGCGGAGUUGUCUAGUGGGUACAUAAGGCGACAAAUCAGCCGCCGCUUACGUGGACGCUACGUUUUUACUUAAUUAAAAUAAAGGCGCGCAGUAGUACGUUGUGUUUUCCAACCGCUCACUACAUUGCAAAACCUUAUUUACUGCUUAGUUUUUCUACUUCCGUUCACAAUCAAUGAGAUGAUAUAAUGCCAUCUAAUGGCGGAGAUUUGCCCCUCUGUGAAAACAUUGUGACUCAAAUAGUGAAAAAUGCAAGCAAGUUUCGCCAAGUUUUAAUUGCAAUGGAUGAAUCGCUGGACAGCUGUUCCACCUCUCAACUGCUUGUGUUGAUUAGAGGUGUGGAUGAAGACAUGAACAUAACACAAGAGCUGGCUUCCCUACAUUGCAUGAUAUAUUAAAUGAGUUAAAAAAACAAUUUGCCGAUUAUAACAUGGACUGGACUAACCUCAGUUGCCUGACUGUUGACAGAGGAAAAAGCAUGAGUAGCAUGAAGAAAGGCUUGGUUGGACAAGUGAAGCAGAUGUGUAAUGAGAAAAACAUUCUAUAACCAAUGUUCCUGUAUUGUAUUAUUCACCAGCAAGCUUUUUGUGCCAAAUAUAUGGACAUUAGCAGUGUACUGAAUCCUUUGGUAAAGAGGGUUAUUUUAAUAAGGCCAGAUUGGCUCAACCAUAGACAGCUCAGAGACCCAUUGAAAGAUACAGACACAAAAUCGCAAGAUUUACCAUAUUACACAGCAGUAAGAUGGCGAAGUUGUGAGAAACUUCUGAGCAGAGUAUUUAAGUUAACAAAAGAAAUACGUAACUUCCUGGAAAGUAAAGGCAAGCCACAGCCAUUACUGUCUGAUGAAGAGUGUGUAUGGAAAUUUGCCUUUGCUGCAGACAUAACUAUAUAUAUAGGCAUUUAAAUUUUCUGAAACUAAAACUACGAGGUGAGGAAAAUCUAGUUUCUGAUCUAUACACCCACCUAGAGGCCUUCAGAUCCAAAUUUGUCUUGUUUUUGUAAAAAGUACAGGCCAACAACUUGACGCACUUUUAGCAGUGCAAGGGCUUCAAGGCUGAAGCAACUGCGUAGUUCUCCACGUCAUUUGCAUGCAGGAUCGUCAAAGACCCCCAGCUGCAGUUUCAGCAGCGGUUUUUUGACUUGGAUUCAAAGGCAGAAGAAGUGAGACUGUUUGAAGACUAUGUGGCCAUUUGCCCAGAUGAACUGCAGCUGGAGGUCUUUGAGUUACAAGCAAAUAACAUCCUUAGGGAGAAGUUCAAAGAAGGACUGGUGGGUUUUUAACCAGUUUUUGCCCAAGGAAGACUUUCCUAAUUUAAAAAAAAAUUGCUUCAAUGUACCUGUUAAUCUUUGGAACAACAUACAUCUGUGAACAAACAUUUUCAUGAAUGAAAUAUGUGAAGAACAAUUUGAGAACAAAUUUGUCCAAUGAUUAUCUCAGGUCACUGUUGAUGUUAGGGACAUCAAAACUAAAUCCAGAAAUGUCUGCUAAUCACUGCUAUUUUUACAUCAAGGAAACAAUUUCACCAUUCGCACUACUACAAGUGUUCAUGCGUCGUGUAUCAAUAUGCUAUUAAAUAAUAACUGAUUAAAUUAAUAUUACAUAAAUAAUUUAAAACAACAUUCAUGUUUUGAUUCUUUUUUAUUUGGACCUCGAGGUGUAGUUGGCCCCCGAACUGCUGUUUGAUAGUUAAUGCGGCUCUGGGGCUGAAAUGUUUGGAGACCCCUGAUCUAUAAUAUUUAUCAUUUAAACUUUGGAUAUUUUUAAGUUAUUACCCUGUUAACAAUAAUUUAAAACUAUAGGUAAAUAAAUUGUAAAUAUACACACAUUAGUUUUCUUGAAGCUGUGUUGUGAAAAAUAUAUUAAGAUUUCUUUUUACUGUAUUUGCAGGCAUACCUAAAAAGUUUUUACGAAGAUGAAGUUUUGGUUUCAUUUGAGAAUAAGUAAGUGAAUAGUAUUUAACAGAAAUUUUUGUUUAAAAAAAAACCCAUCUAAACAAUCUACAUCAGAUUUUUAAUGUCAACAUAUUUAUUGUAUGCCUAUAUUGUGUUAGCUGCAGGGUUUAAAUAAUUUGCAGAUUAUUGUCAUAAAUUUUGUGUUUCGCCCCUUUUAAUCAGCUGGCAAGCAGACAAGAGAGUCAAACUCACAAAUGUGCGACUGCCGCCAAAGUCUGGAGCCACAAAGCCUGAAUUCAGAGAAGAUGAGAGAGUUGAGGUAUCAUAUCAAUCAGUCUGGGCAUUAAUAAGACUAUUAAGAAAUGAAAUAUUGUUUUUAACCAAAAUCAUUGAUAAAAUUAGCAACUGAAUAGUUUAAAGCAGUAGAUUUUGUUUUUAAAAAAUAAGUAAGCAUUGUAUAUUUUGUAUGCAUUUUAUUAUUUAUUUUACACACUUUUCAUCAUCAAUAACAACAAAUAAAUAUAUUGCAUAUAAUUUAUAGGUAUUUGGAAAAGUGAAGGAUGAGGAAGGAUUAGCAUGGUACCCUGCUAAAAUCAAGAUGCUGAAAGGAGAAUUUGCUGUGGUUGCUUCUCCCUGGGAUGCAAAUGAUAUUUUGCCCCUGGAUAAAAUCAGAUCAGUUAACCACAAGUAAGAAAUAAAAAAACAGAAUGCUAACAAGUAAAAUUUCUGUCUAUUUUCUUAGCUUUCCUGUAAGUGGUUAGUAAAAAUGUAGUUUUCUCUUGUCUUUAUUUAUUUUAUUUUUAAUAUAAUUUAUUUAAGUGUUCAAAAUCUUUUUUCUUUUUUUUUUCCAGCCCCCCUAUCACAAAAGAGUCGUUCUUUCAGUUUGUACUAGAAGUGCCUCCUGACUUGAGAGAAGGGUAAGUAGUAGGGCAGUUUUUCAUUUUUUUAAUUUUUUUUUUUUUUUUUUUUUUUUUUUUUUUUUUUUUUUUUAUUUUUUUUUCAAAAAUUUUUCCCUUUCUUUUUUUGAUUUUUAUUUUUUUUUUUUUUUUUUUUUUUUUUUUUUUUUUUUAUUUUUUUUUUUUUUUUGUGUUUUUUUUUUUUUUUUUUUUUUUUUUUUUUUUUUUUUUUUUUUUUUUUUUUGCAGUUAAAUUCUUUGACACAAAUUUAGCACUUCAUCUAGUAGAGUAUAAUUUUGCUUCUACUCUACAUUAUUGUUUGCUAAUUACAUUAUUUUUUUUUCUUUCAAAAGUAAUUUACAUUUAUACUAUUCUUGUUAAAUCUCAGAACUUCUAAAAAAUAAGAAGUACUUCUCAAUACUCCACUUAUCUCAACAGUUGUCAGGAGGAGUUGGCCAUUCAAGAAUUCCGCAAGCACAUUGGUGGUGCCAUGGUCUCCUAUAAUCCUGAAGACAAAUCACUACAUGUACUCGUAAGUACUAGAUUACAUUACGUUUUUAUAGCAUUCUUCUUAAACAUUAAUGUCUAAUUUUAAUAUGUUUGAUUUCUCCCUGCAAUCUUUACGAGUUAUUUAAAUCGUUGUUAGACUUGGUUUGUUUAAUUAAUUCAUUGAUUGAAAAGACCUUACUUUUUGUUUCUGUUAUCUGAUUUUUAUAACAUAUUCAUUGUUGUGUUUAUUUUAAAAUGUAAUUUUUGUGACUUCAAUUACAGAGCACUAGUCCCAGUGUCAUUAAGAGAGCUUCCAUGAUUGGAGACAUGUUUUUAAGAAACAUGAGGCAAAAAGUCUUAUUGAAGCAACGCACAGAGGAAGCUGCGAAAAAACUUCAGGUGUGUAAUCUAUCUUAUAAAUAUAAUCUGUCAGUGUUAAACUUAGUCCAAAGUUAGGGCAUACUCUUAUUAAAAUGUUUUACAUUUAAUCUUUAGUCUUAGCUUGAAUGAAAAUUUUAGAUUUUAAAUCAAAAGGUGUCUUACUAAAUGCUGUUGAUGAGCCUUUAAAAAUAUAAUUGAACCAAUGUAUCCUCAUCACACCCUUUCCCCAAUAUGCUAAACUCUAAAUCCCCACCACUCCUCCCCAAAUCCAAAUUGAAUAGUGUUUUAUUAAAGGGACCAAGUACAAAUUUUUAGGUUUUGAUAAAAUCUGCAAAACGAUUUAUUUCCCUUCCUUUUUUUUCUCUUAUUGUUCAUAGUUAAACAUAGAAAAUGAACAGGAUGUAUUCCUUUUAGGCUUACUUGACAUGGUUGGACAUAAGUAAUGAAUGCUAAGGAAUCCAACCAUAACUCAUGUUUGGAAAAAUGCUCGUUUUAUUCCCCAUCCCCCUAUCAGCUCCUCUUUUAUCAGUUGCAGUGUUAAAGCUCUUGGUGUUCAUUUUGAGGUGAAAAAUUUAAAGAUGAUUCUCCUAGAUGGCUUUAUUUAUGGACAAGAGGCCCCUACCCCCUCUCGCUCUGAACAAUUCUUUUUUAAUGUUAUUGCUGAAGUGUAUGAACUAUACUAUGUUCUGAUGUAUAUCUACAUGCUCAUUUAAAAAAAAAAUUCCCUUAGAGUACAAAAAUCAGGUCAGGAUACAUGGAGGAAUUUCAAGUCCGUGAUGAACUUAUGGGCUUAGCUAUUGGCACACAUGGGGCCAACAUACAGCAAGCCCGUAAGGUGGAUGGCAUUACAGGCAUUGAACUAGAUGAAGGAUCUUGUACAUUCAAAGUCUAUGGGGAGGUGAGAAAUUUAAAGUAGUAAUUAGUUAUUGUUGAGCAAAAAAAUAUUACAUUAAGCCUUCAUUAUUGUGUCAGUUAAGACUUAAAAUUAAUUUGGGAUAUGUCUGAGUGUGUCUUUUCUACACUUCUAUUGUCCGUUUUCUGGUCUGGUGUUACUUCUUGCAAUAAUCAUGACGUUAUCUUAAUAAUUGCAAGUAAUUUGUUAAUUUUAACUGCAUUAUAGUUACAAGACCAAAAUGUUUGAUAUUUUAUGACUAAAGCAUUAAUUAGUUUGCUUUAAAAGUAAUUCAAUGUGCAUUCAGUUGAACUUGUUACAUUUUUUUUAAUGCUCUCAUUCAAGCACUGUUUACAUCGCAUCAUUUUUCUUAUCUCAUUCAUACAUUAAAUAACUCUGUCACAGUACGAACGUUUGUUAUAAUUAACAUGUCUUCAUAUAUUACAUACAAUAUCACUGGUUUGGCUUUUUUUCUUUUCUUUUUUUUUGAACAGACUCAAGAAGCAGUGAAAUCAGCUCGAGGCUUAUUGGAGUUUUCUGAAGAAACCUUUCAAGUUCCUAGAGAUCUAGUUGGUAUGAAAUUUUUUUAGGUUUAUUGUAAAAUAAAAAUGUUUUAAUAUUACAAAUAGAAAUCAAGGAAAAUGACAUUUAUUUUGCUCUUUCCAGCUAAAGUCAUUGGCAAAAAUGGCAGAAAUAUCCAAGACAUUGUUGACAAGUCAGGGGUAGUACGAGUGAAGAUCGAAGGGGACAACGAACACGAGACAGAAAGAGAAGAGGUAUUAUUGUGAUGCAUUAAGUAAUUAAGAUUAUUGAUUCAUGUCAAUGAGACUAAAGAAUAAAAGACUGUAUAUUUGUAUAUUUUUCUGACUGUAUGUCUUAUCGGAAACAGUUUUUUGCAUCCUUCCAGGGUCAAGUGCCAUUUAUAUUUGUUGGAACUAUGGAAAGUAUCAGCAAUGCAAAGCUUCUUCUUGAGUAUCACCUGGAUCAUCUCAAGGUAAGCUAGUUAGCCCAUGAACUGUGAUCGGCCGAAAAAAAAUCGGCCGAUAGAAGACAUAGUCAGAUAGCAACUUCCGAUCCAAUAUUUAUCAGGAAUUAUAGCUAAUUCCUUUUAAUAAUAAUUAAAUCAUAUUCCUGGUCAAGCUUUUUGUUUAACUUUACAAUAACUUUACAAUAAGUACUUUUAAAUUGGAGUUUGAUAUCGCUGUUUUUUUAAAAGCUAAAAUGGAUGAAGCUAUGGCUGGGCCUUCAGAGAAGUAAUAGAAAUAUUUUUGAAAGCUUUUUAGGAGAGGAUUUAAGUGAUACUGAUGAUGAUUUUAACAUUCCCAUUGACAACCUCAGUGAAUCUGAUACUAGUCCUAGUGAUACUGAAGUAGGCCUACUGUUAGACUUCGAGCCAGGCCCAGAGGUUGGACAAGGACUGACUGAAUUUUAGUCAAUGAAUACAUUUUAUAGUUGGACAUCCCAAAUCAGUUCCACAGUUCCUUUUGAAAUGUUUACUUGUCAAAAAUAAUUUUUUUGCCUGAGAUUUUUGUAUGUUGUACUUGGUUUUAGCUGUGGUCCCAGUUUAUUUCGUUCAGUAAUAAAUGACCAAAAUUACUGAAAUUGCGCUCAGAGGCUUUAUUUUAAUCAAAACCUUAUCAAACUAUACAUGUUCUGAAAGAUAAAUGAAUUGGCUACCACAUUUAUAAUUGGUAUUGUAAUGGAAUCUACAAAAAUUAAUGAUGUUAUGAGCACUUGAAAGCAAGACAUUUUGUGGAUUUCUUUUUUCUUGAGCACUCCAAGGUCAAAGACACUGAUUUUUUACGGGGUGGGCAAUAUAGCCAACUUUGUCCCCAUCCAUUUUCCUUUCUAAAAAUAUAUACUGAUUGGGGGUGUUUUAUCAAUAUUUCUAUGUCAGUUAAUGCUAUUUCAAAAGGCACUCAAAUAGCUCUGAAAAGCUCCCUUACUACAGAAUGAUCUAUGCCACAGUUCGUUGGUUAAAGUUCAACAUUGAAUUCGAUCCAAAAAUAAUUAUUGGACUAAGCAUGUUAAAAAGAACUCAUUUAUUUUAUUAAGCAUUAGACUGGUUCACCAUAAAAAUGUAUGGCCGCAGUAUUAACUUGUGUACUUGAGAACUUUAUCUGAAAGUACAAGUCUUGUUGUUUAUUGUUGUUGUUUUUUUUUGGGGGGGGGGGGUGAUAUUAUAAAUAGCUGAUAUUGACCAACGAGACACCGUACAUCACAAAAGUCAUUAAGCAUUAGACUGGUUCACCAUAAAAAUGUAUGGCCGCAGUAUUAACUUGUGUACUUGAGAACUUUAUCUGAAAGUACAAGUCUUGUUGUUUAUUGUUGUUGUUUUUUUUUGGGGGGGGGGUGAUAUUAGAGGUAAGGAGGAAGAAAUGUUGGGCUGAACUAAAAAAGAUAUCCCAGGACAGGGACAGAUGGAAAAGUGUUGUGGAUGGCUUAUGCUCCAUUGGAAGUGAGAAAGGCUAAGAAAUGGACAACUCUUGUUGGCCACUUUAUAAACAACCAUGAAGUUAUGUUGUUAACUUAUAUAUUUUAAUGUCUCUUUUUAUGAGAAAAUUUUAAAUUCAGCAUGAAAAAAUAUGUUGUUGUUUUUUUUUGUUUGUGGACCAUAAUGGUUAAAUAAGAAUGAUGAUGAUGUGUGAAGAUCACUUUAAAAUUUAUUUUAUACCUCUUGCUCAUAUACCAGACCUGUUUACUCUUACGAUUUUGGCGUACAAUGUACGAUUUUGAGGUGUAAAUAUAUAUAUUGUAGUCUUAUUUUUUACUCUAAAUAUAAGGUAUUGAACGAUUUUGUGAUGAUAUUGUACGAUUUUAAGAGUUUGAGGGCAAACAGGUCUGAUAUACACUUCCUACUUUACAGCACUCAACUAUUGUACUUUCUAUUAAAAAAGAAAUGGCUCAAUAAUGUGCACCUGUGUUUCAGGAAGUGGAACAGUUGCGUCAAGCCAAAUUAGAAAUUGAUCAACAGCUUAAGUCACUGUCAGGGCCCCAGCCUGGUUCAUACUUUCCCCCACCCAGAGAUAGAAGAUGGGGAUAUCCGUAAGUUUUAACCAUUAUCCUUUUUUAUUUAAAUAUAUUUUUCUGCUCCUUUAAUAUGUCCUUUGGGUAAAAAUAAUGAUUAAAAAUAGUGCAUUCCAAGAACAUGCACAAAGAAAUGGAAAAGUAAAGAUUAAUGAAUCUUACACCGAAAAAUCUUGAAGUUAAUGCAUCUUCAAUAUUCCUUAUGAACCAUUUGUACCAAAAAGCAUCGAAACAAGUGUAACACUGUUAUUAAAAAAAAUAAUAAUUUUAAAAAUAAUCAUCCAUCAAAACCUAUGAGGACAGUUAAAAAUAUAUAAAAAGGGUUGGUUAUAGAUUCCAUCCUGGAAAAGAAUUUGCAUUAAUUUAUCUCACAGAGAACAAUUUGAUGACCGAAGAGGUCGUGGCAGCAGGGGUGGCCGUGGUACUGGCAGAGGCCGUCGGUGGAAUACAGAUAGGCACGGUAUGUUCUAUUUUUAAUGGAGAAUAUUCUUUUUUUUGCCAUUAUUUUUGCUGGUUUCGGAAAAUAUAAUGUUUAAACUGGUUAAAAGAUGUUGUUGUUAUCAUUUUACUUUAUUCUUUUGAUAUAGUUAGAAAUAUUUAGAUUGUGUUUAUUAAAUUAAAAUUUAUUUCAACAACACAUAAAAGCAAGCAAAGAUUUAAAGAUUUUUAAGGUUUUACUUUUUAUUUCAAUAAAAACUUGCCUAGAGUAAAAAGCCCUUGUAUCCACAUAACUUUUCAGCCGUUUCAGUCGAACAUAAGGGUAUAAGAUGAUUAACUAAAUAAAUUUGUCAUGUACAAUAUUGAUUUCAAUACGAAAAUUUAAAUACAGGAAUCUUUAUUACUGAAGCCAUCUAUAAAUUAACCUAUAAAUUAUUUAUAGUACAUAAAUCAAAUGAAUUUUAGACUUUGAACAAGCUAUUUUCAUUUAAAAGUUGUGAUUUCACCAUUGCGGGAGAUGUAAACAUGUUAAAGUGCUUGCCUGGCUAAAAGAAGAUAAUUUGUGAAUUUUUCUUUUUGCCAUGACAUACAGUCUCCUAGCGAUGUUCUGUGAAUAUGAAGGUUAAAAUUGGUAGUUGCGUAAGGGCAGUGUGUGAAUAUAAAGUGUUAAAUUUCAUCGCUAGUAGGUUUGCAUAAUUAAAACUGUUCAAAAGUAUUGUUAAAGAAGAAAAAAGUCAUUUAAUCAAUGUGAAAUUUUAAGAUGCAUUGCUUAAUUUUUACAGGAGAUGAUCCAUCAAUGCCUGCUGCUAUGGUUGGUGAUUGGUCAGCUGAGGUAGAUGAAGAAAAAAGGCAAGCUGGUUAUUUAACGGACAGUAUUCUGAGUGGUCGCGGAAGGGCUGGUGGUGCAUACAGGCGAGGUUCAAGGGGUGGUGGUAUGAGAGGAGGAAGAGGAGGACUACCACCACGAGGAGCGGGUAAGAUUUAUUUUUCAAGAUUUUCUCUCUACUCUCAUUUCUAUCUUGUGAAGCUUAAUUUUUUUAUUUUUUUUGAUACACGUAACACUUUCAUUCAGUCGUUUGACUCUUCUUUGUGCUGCUGAAUUGAAAUGUUGAUGACACAGUUUCAGCUCCAUUAUGCUUGGCUUAGGGAAAAAGUGGGAAGGUGGGGUGGGUGGGUGAGUGAGUGGUGGGGAAAUGACAGAAGGAGAUUUUUCUAUAGCCGGAAUUUCGAAGCAUUCAUUGUUUUAAAAAAAUUCUUCUUUUAUGGAUUUUCAUACUAAAAAAAAGAAUAUAAAAAAAUAUAACUGAACAUUUUUCUUGAGGACUUUCUUUUGAAGACGCACUAAAAGUAGAAAAGAAAGUAUUUGCAGAAAAUAUUUUCAAAAAUUUAAAACAAAAAACAUUUUUUUACGCAGGUCGGCAUGAAAUAAAAAGUGUGCCGUGACGUAUAAGGAGAGGGGGGGGGGGGGGGGGGGGGGGGAAGAGCAAAAUUGGCAUUCUUUAAUGUGCCUAACUUGAGUUCAUGUUUUUGCCAAGUAACUUUAGUAGAUGGGAAGUUCACGCAUUGCGGUCGCCAAUGUCCACCAUGUGCAUACCCCAACAAGCUUGCGGCGUAUGCUACGCAGCGGGUCGCCUAGUAACUAUUAUUUUGCAUAAGAUUUUUCCAUGUAACCGCUUUAUAUCUCUAUCAAUUUUCUUCCAACAGCAGCUACAUAAAACACUUAUGGCAUUAUCUUUGUGAGUUUUUAAAAAAGACACUCUUCCAACAUAAUAAUGCAAUAACCUAUUUCAGGUUAUGAUGAUGAUGAAUCCCGUGAUCCCAGAUCUCGACGUCGAAUGACAGAUGAUGACGAUACAGUACUUGACAAUGCUAGUGUAACCAGCCAAGAUCAAGGUCAACUUUUUUUGACAAUAUUUAAUCAUAUUAGGUUUCAAAUGGAAUUUUGUUUUAUUAAUAAAGUUUAAAUUAAUUUUUGGCAUUAAUGAGCCUUUUAAGAGAUAGAAUUAAAUUAAAUCUAGAACAUUUGUGUAGCUAUUUAUGUAUUAUUUGUAUUUCUUUUCCAUGCAGACUAUGACCAGCAAGACCGGCAAAGGCGACCAAGGAGGAAGAAAAAUAGACCACGAGGCAAUGGUGGCCAGGCAUCUGGAACUGAGACUGACACCAGUGUCUCUAACUUCAGAGGUGAUAGAAGCAGAGGUCGAGGUGGUCGUGGUGGUGGUUACAACCAACGGGGACAUGAAUCAGAUUCAGGUCGUGGGGGAUACAGGGGAAAUGAAUCAGAUUCAGGGCACCCGCCAAGUGUAUCGGCCUCAGGAGUCGGUCGCAGUUCAGUCAGUCCCGGGAUGCAAACGGUCAAUGGGGGAGGUGGUGACCGCCCCACUAAGCAAGAACCACCCCCAAAAGAUCAGCGGGACGGACGACCACCUAGAGACACUAGACCAAGAGGGAGCAACAACAACUCCUCUGUCCCACCGAGCGGAUCCACACAGCCACCUAAGCAAAUGGUCGGGAACCAUCACAGUGGGAGCGAUUCGGACUCUAAACUAGCCAAAAGUAAAAUGAAUAACAAUAGUGCCAAAGCCAAGGAACAUAUAGUGAAUGGUGCGGAGUGACAGGUAUGAUGCGUGCUAGCAAUUUUUAAUGGGUGAAAGUUCUCAUGCCGAGCAUUAGUUUCAGUUGAAACCUGAGUUGUUUGUGGUUGUGAGUUACGUAAGGGAAUUAAAUUAUUCUUGGUUUGUUAGUUGUUCUUAGUGAUGCUGUGCCCAAGUUUCUCCUCUUACUGCUGCCCAAGACAAUGUAGAUUACAAUUGUAUUAUUUGUGUUAUGUCAAAUAUUUUAUGAGAUGACUUUGGUACAGAUGCAGUAUUGUGUGUGUUUUGACUGUUGGGCACAGCCAUAACAGAAUGUAAAUUUGAUAGUUGUUGUGUUGGGUGUUUUAAACCCAUUUGACUCUGACAUUAGGUUGUUAACAAUUUGUGUUAAUUGACAGUUAUAAUAGUGCACGAAAGAGCUCUGCCAGCUUUGUAUGUGAAAAGUAUUAAUUGUAUUUAAUCAUUAUCAUCCUACUCAAUGGUUAUUUUUUUUUUUAAAUGUUCAAUUUUUCUAUAUUAUUCUGUUGCCUUGGAACAAAUCUUUCGAUUUUUAAAAAACCAUAAAACCUGCAAGACAAAUUGAGUUCAUCAAUUUAGAUCAACAGAUUGUGAACAUUUUAACUUGUGGAUCACUGGACAAUCGGAAUUAAAGGUGUAAGUGUUACUUUUGAGACCUUUUGUUUAGGAUGUCCACUCCUGCUCAAGCUUGGGUUAGCUGAACCACGUUUUAAAACAAAAAAAUGAAUUGACCCCCCUCAGCAGGCUAAAACACCAAUCUUUAAAUAUGUCUUGUGCAGUGAUUAUCUAAGGCAAGCCAUUCCUUUUUAUUAUUAUUAUAGGGGAAACCAAGUUUUCUUUUUGUUUCAAACUGAACACAAGUAUCAAAAUUUAAAAAAAAUAUAUAAAAAUACUCUACUUUCUGAUUUAAACAUUUGUUGAUGGUCAAGAAAGACAACAAAUUCACAUGUUUAAAUUUCCUGUGAAAAUAUUGUUAAAAUAUUCUCUUGUGCAGUUUUUUUUAUUUAACCCAAGUUAAAGUGUUUUUAUUGGAAACUGUUGCCUUUUUAAGGCAUAAGUUCAAAUUGAUUAUAGAGGUCACCCCCUUUUUUCUGAAAUGUUUGUCAUAAUAGAAAUAAUAAAUCAUUUGGAAAGAUUAUUUUUAAUCUGUUUGUACAUUUGUAAACAUGGCUUGCUAUGGCCUUCAUAAAUGAUCACUGCAUAGCAGCUUUGCUGUACUCUCUAAUUAAAUGAAUCCUGAUAUUGAGAUAGAAGAACUCAAAAUGUGACAAGGCUUACCAAAUUAUGUGUACAUGUGCUUUAUUAUAACUAUGACUCCAUUAAAUCUUUCAUAUGCAAUAGCAGUUUAUAAUAUUUAAUUUUUUUCUUGUUCUUUAUUGAUAGUAAAUUCAAUGUUUUAAGUAAAAUAUAAUCUCUUCCCACUCUUUCUCCCUGUCAUUUUUAUUAUAUUUGAAACCAAAACUAUUGAAAUGUGUAGUAAAAAAUUUAAAAAUUGGUACUGCAUAUGAAAAUUAAUUUUGUGACAUAAUUGUGCAUUUUCAUUGAUUCCAGCUUCUUUAUUAACUCUGCUAAACAAAAUAUAUAAAAAAAAUAAUAAAAAGCUGGAAAAAUCACAAGUCUGACCGUUUCCCUGAAAGUGUAGGUACCCUGGCCAUGGAGGACUUGGAUUGUGAAAUGUUGCCCAAGUUAGCCCACCACCAAACAUGUUUUUAUCAGCACGGUCCAGUUGGAAUGAGUAGAGAUCUCCAGCAGUGAAUGUGCCACACUUUGAGAAAGUGUUAAAAGCUCAAUCAUCUUUGGAUACUGUGAGACCUAAGGAAGACUUGUGUGUAAUUGAACAUGGCAUGUCUUGCAUGAUAAGCUUGCCAAAUACUUACAUACCCCAUGUGUAUGGCAUUUUUUUUUAAUAUCAUGACCAUCAAAUCCAUACACCAUCGAUGACAUGUGAACUAAAUUUGCAGCCAAUUAAUUAUGAUGUGUAAAAAAAAAAAAAAAAAAAAACUUUAAAAAAUUAUAAAAAUCUCAUCAUUUUUUUUAAAAUCAUGACCAUCAAAACCAAACAACAUCGAUGAAAUGUGAACUAAAUUUGCAGCCAAUUAAUUAUGAUGUGUAAAAAAAAAAAAAAAAAAAAAAACUUUAAAAAAUUAUAAAAAUCUCAUCAUAAUUAAUUGACAACAGAUUUAAGAGUUUUUUUGGAACCUCUCAACCUCUGUUCCAGGGUUAUUCGGUGCACAAUUCCACGUGGAAUAUCCCGAGUGAAAGGAACAGAUGAAGUUAAACAAUGAUGUGAUUAUUGAUGGCCCAGCACAUCAUUUAAGGCCAGUGUCCAGCAACAGUAGAUUGGACUUAUUUUACAAUUUUGGUGACUCAUCACAGCAGAACUUGGUAAAUUUUAAACACAAAAUUUAUCGGAAUACUUCAAAUUUAAAAAAAAAAAAGAAAAUUCUACUCCAGUUCAACUAACACCCAGAAAUUUUUAAAAAGUAUCAAUAUAAAAGUUGCCAGAGUUUUUGCUGUAGUGACUCACUCUAUAAUCGAAAGUCACAAACAGGGAUAUUGGAUGUGUUAUCCUCCAUGAGUGACCCAUUUUUUCUCUCUAUGUUUUGUUGCACAUUUACCUAUGUUAGUUAAGUUCUGAGCCUGACAGAAAAUACAACUCCCUUCAUUUGAACAAAUAUGGGAAACAAUUUGUGAAAUUUGAAUUACUUUUGGCUGGAUAAUUUUCUUCAGAAGGAGAAUAAAAAAUAUUUCAUUAUUUAAACAAGUAAGAAAUUUUAUUCAAAUUAAAUGCAGGCUGUUGAACCCUGACUUAGGUAAUGUUAUUUUUGUCAAAUAACUACUUGAGCCAAAGAGGCAAAAGUACGUUGAACUGCCAUGCCAGCAGGAGCUGAGCAGCAGAACCCUAUUACUGCACCAAACAGUUCAAGUUUCUAAACAUGAUUUUAAUGGGAUAUCAUUUUUGUGUUAAUACUUUACAAAAUAUGGAACAUCUGCCAUUUAUUAAAAACAGUUUAAAAAAAAAAGGAAAUUGAAAGAAAUAUUGAUAUCCCAGAAUUUUAAAAAAUAUAUUUGGGCAUUUAUUUUUUCUAAAAUAAAAAAAAACAUAACAAUGGCAUUGAUAUAUAUAUUGAUUUUUUUUGGUGUUGAAAAAACUUCAGUUUUUAAAAAAAUAUUUUUCUCUUAAUCAUUGGGAGAAUAAAAAGUUACAUGUUCAUAACAAAAGGAAGAUAUAUAGACUAUUUCUUCUGUUGAAAACAUUUUUUUCUAUGUACAGAAAAAUGUGAAAGGUUAAGGUGACUGCAAGCAAAUUGCAUGCUAACCUUUGGAGAUUCUUGCUUUGACAUACAAAUAAUCUGGUCUUUUGGACAAGAAAUAGGGAAGGUUUAGCUCCCCAAUAUACAAAUGCAAUGCUACUUGUGCAAUGUGCUUGAGUUAUACAAAUUUUUUUGAGAUUCAAAUCUUUUUUGUAAAAAAUAUUUUGGCUUGAAAGUAGUGAGGCACAAAUUUUUUGUUUUAUUCUUUCCAUGUUUAAAAGAAAACGAACUUAAAAAUAUUUUUCGUCAGGCUGAAAGUCUAAUUUCAUUCUAUAAUGUAUUUUAAAUAAUGAGGAAAUGAAGAUUUUAUUGUUCAAAUUACUUGCACAAGUUAAAGCAUCACAUGGGACAUUCAGCCAACAUUGCAAGUAGACAUGACCCUCACAUGUGACAUUAAGCUGACAAUGGAAGUGAAUAUUGCAAUAUUACCAGUGAAAAUAUGCGAUAAUUUCUAGUGGAAAUACUCAUUUCUUUUAAAAGCUGAAAUUGACACUUACGUUUCAUACUUUUGACAUAUAUUUUGCUCUGCAAAAAUUGUUCAUAUGGCUGAAUUCAUAUUAUGAAUGAGACAAUAAAUUUAAUAUGACUGUAGUAAUAAGCAGCAAAUAAUAGAUUCUUAUUUCCAAGGAAAAAUAACAGUAUGUGCCAAUAGUAUAUGGCUACGACAACGAUAAAUUGAAUUCUUCAACACCAUAUUGAAUGAUUUUCUUGCUGCAGAACGGCUGUCAAUGUUCACGCAUUCCAUUGCGCGGCAUGUGUGGACUAUAUGUCCAAACUGAAAUGUUAGUUGUACAAGCACUGUCGGCUGACAUUAAAUGGGGUCAAGAAUCUCACCAGAACAACACAUCAGAAGGUUGUGCUAUUGCACCAGUAAGGUGUGGCGCUACAAGAAAGGAAGAAAAGUGAAAUACCAUAACAUUCUGUGGAGGUUUGAUUCUGGAUGUUCAGUAAAUAUAUCAAGAAUAUCUUUUU